Messenger RNA from Annulohypoxylon truncatum, 2514 nucleotides. RefSeq lists its product as uncharacterized. Lineage: Eukaryota; Fungi; Ascomycota; Sordariomycetes; Xylariales; Hypoxylaceae. The coding region runs from base 294 to 2342 and encodes 682 amino acids. Gene Ontology annotation, cellular component: endoplasmic reticulum; cytosol. The record is from RefSeq and is a predicted model, not a curated record. The transcript has 3 exons. Gene Ontology annotation, molecular function: protein binding.
GGAGGAUUAGUCCCCACUACAAUGGCCGAAGAGUUUAAUGCUGUCAAUGCCUCAGGAGGUAUUUCAGAUUUCAAAUAAAGAAAGCCUAUUUAAUCCAUCGAUGCCGCUCCUCACUUCCAUCCUGUGUCAUCACCAAUGCAGCCUAAGUCAAGGCGCUUGGUCACGACUCCGAACCUACCUAUAUACGAAAACACAAGGUUGUUGCAACAUCAAAAGCAACUGUCUUCAUACUUAAUCAUCUUCUAGAGCAAUAUCCUGCCUAAGCGGGCCAGCAUCAUCAACACGUCCUCAAGAUGUCUUCGAUGAAUACAUCCCAGAAUGAUGCCGGUCCUCGUCUUCGACAACGCCGGCUUCUCAAGGACAUCAAGGAGCUCGUGGAGAAGCCGUACCCGAACAUCGCUUUACAUACCUUUGAUACUGACCUUACGGCAGCCUGUCUAGUCCUUACUCCCGAGAAUUGGAAACCCCUACACAUGACCAUAAACUUCCCAGGAGAUUACCCUGUGCAACCGCCAAUUGUCUUCAUGAACUCUGCAGUUUACCAUCCGAACGUAUAUCAAGACUACAUAUGCGCUUCCAUUCUCUGGAACUCUCCACCUUCCGGGUACCCGCGCGAAGCCGUGUCCUCUACUGAUUAUACGCCCGCAUACACACUCAAGGGCAUAGCAAUCCAAUUGCUUAGUUUCUUCUCAAGUGGUUACGUCGAACAAGAGCACAAUGGCAAGCCGAAGAAUCUAGACGAUUAUAGAGGUACGGACAAGGCCCUCAUCGACGAUUUCCAGUGCAACUAUUGCCAUUUUGGCCGGGAUUAUCGAAAACCCGCACCUCGGAUAGUGGUACCAAAAAAUAAAUAUAAUGCGCGGGUUGACAGUGCUCCGAACGAGUGGCCGUCACUCUCCAACAGAUACGCACCAUCAAGCCCAAGGAUUCAGACCGAUCCACAACCGGUUCAGCAGAAGAACGUGACGAGCUGCGAGAUCAAUCGUUUACCAAACGAGUUGUUGAUAAUGAUUAUGGAGAACUUGGACUUCGACCAACUGACGAAGUUUGCUGCUGCUUGGCCAAGGAUUAGCAACGUCGUGAGAGACUUCGACAUCAUGAGGCAGCGUGAACUCCAGUGUUUUUGCCUGAAGCAAUCGUACCGGUCUGUCAAGCUCGGAGUAGGUGUAUCGAUCUAUCGUGGCCAGAUUUCUUCGGAAUUUGACCUCUUAUCACAAGAAGCGUACGAGACCUGGAACAUUCGCCGGGCAAUCAAUAACCUCGUCUUCGAACACUGGCUUCCUCUACCAAUCUCCCGUCAGCAUUGGAGAGGGGUAAAGGGGGAGGUGAAGGAUGCUCUUAACGCAAUUAGACUCCAGAUUAAGGAUGGCCCUUUUGGAGAAGCCCAGGUGCUCUUCACAUUCAUGAAUGACGUGGUAGUUCGACUCAACGAGGUAGUUGACCCUAAGAGUGAUGAUCUCGACUACAAAGCGAAGAGACGUGCUCCUCAGAAAAGUAAUCUUCAUCACGCCUCGGAGAAGGCCAUCGAUUCGUACUUCCACCUUUUCCAUCUCCUCGUCUGUCUCGCCACUGAAGACCCCUCAUUAGUUGAGCACGCCAAUUCUCUCCUCCGAAACUUUAUGAACGGCAAGCGGUCCAAGACCGACUGUCCCAAUCUAGGACACCUCCUCAUCGCAUUGUUGGUUUCCGACAUCGAAGUCACCGACGCGCUGCGGAAGGCUAUUAUUAUUGAAGCCAUCACAAGAAACGUCGUUUGGCUUCUCGAUAGGAAGGGAGCCCGUAUGCCCGAACUCUCGUACAUUGAACCAGGUCCAGUGUCGGCCUACCGUCUCAGCAAAACUUUCGAGGGUUCUCGAACUUCGUAUCGGCUUUUGAUGUUCUCAGAGCUGUUUCGACGCACAGCCCGGCCCUCCCACACUAAACCCCUAACGCAGGUUCGCGACGAGCUUUUCGACCGGCACGGCGCCCCUCCUCGGAACGCGGCGCGGGAAUUGUCGGAGACGAUUCGGCGGCUACACACUAUAAACGACUUCCCAGCUUUCCUGAAGGAAAUGGGCCUCCAGACAAUCCCGGAUGCGCAAACUUUCACCGAUGUUCUGCGAAAGACGGUGCUCUCAAGCAUGCACAAAGGAUACUCGAGAUGGGGCAUGCCGCCUAGAUAUGCUUUAUUGUUGCGAUGUAAGAAGGACCGCUACUUGUGGGAGAAUCGCCACAUCUGGCUGAAAGGAGAUGAUGCGCGUUGGCUGGGUCAGAAUUGGGAGGCCAACGCGCUCAGUCGUUACGGGAGCUUUUUCCCGGAUAAAAGCAACCCACGAGGACGGCGUAAUGGCGAAGGCCAUUGAAGCUAUGCGAAAGCAGCAGCAUAGGCUACUCAUGCUUGAUUAUUAGAGCAGAGCUGUGCAUUAUGAAAGAUUAGUAAAAGCGCGGGAAUACAUUCCCGCGAUAGUAUCUCAAUGAGUGUACCUAAUCAUCGCCAGUGAAUAAAAAUAAAUAAAUUACAAAGCUGAAAAAAAA